Rhododendron vialii is the source of this 1020-nucleotide messenger RNA. RefSeq lists its product as uncharacterized. Lineage: Eukaryota; Viridiplantae; Streptophyta; Magnoliopsida; Ericales; Ericaceae. The transcript is spliced from 4 exons. The coding region runs from base 1 to 1020 and encodes 339 amino acids. The record is from RefSeq and is a predicted model, not a curated record.
AUGGUCAAGAAUGAUAAGAGGAGGAUUAGAGCCAAGUGUUUUGGUUCAAAUGAUCCAGAGAAACCAUGUAAAUGGGUGGUAUAUGCAGCUAAAGUUAUGACCAAAUCUACUUACCAGGAAUGUUACCUCAUAGCUAAGAGGUAUAUGGAUGAUUUAAGAAUAAAUCCAGGGAUGCCUAUCGUUGCCUUUAAAGAGAGAGUGAGAAAGGAACUAAAAGUUGAUGUUUCUAGGAACCAAUUGUACAAGGCAAAAAGAAAAGCUGGUAAGUUCAUAUAUGGUAAUGACAUGGAACAGUAUGGGAGACUGUGGGACUAUUGUGAGAAGAUAAGGAGGUCUAACCCAGGCUCAACUGUGGUAAUGGAUGCACCAUUAGAUGAAGUCACUCGGCAACCAAGGUUCAACAGGUUGUACAUUUUCUUACCAGCUAUGAAGAGUGAGUAUCUAAGAGGUUCCAAAAAGAUAAUAGGUGUAGAUGGCUGUCACUUGAAAGGGGAAUACAGUGGGCAGCUCCUUACAGCAGUUGGUGUGGAUCCAAACAAUGCUAUGUAUCCUAUGGCAUGGUGUGUGGUGGAGGUUGAGAACAAGGACACAUGGACAUGGUUUCUUACACUUCUAAAGAUGGACCUCAAUAAUACAGAAGCCAAUGAAAAUGAAUGGACAUUCAUCAAUGAUAGACAAAAGGGAUUGUUGCCAGCAAUUAAUGAAAACAUGGAAGAAGACCCUACAGCAUAUGAAUGGUUAGCCAAAAUACCCCUAAGUCAUUGGAGCAUAUCACAUUUCCAGAAAAUAGUGAAAUGUGACAUGGUAUGCAACAACUUGUGUGAAGCAUUCAACAGAGCCAUAUUGGAAGCUAGGGAUAAGCCAAUCAUAGAAAUGUUGGAGUGGAUUAGGUGUUAUUUGAGCAAAAGGAUGGUGAUUAGAAAAGAGUGGAUCAAAAAAUUCAAUGAUGAGCUCUUGCCUAACUGUUAUAGCAAGUUGGAGGCAUUGAAGGAUAAGGCAGCACCUUGUCAAGCUAAAUAG